Helicoverpa zea (corn earworm) is the source of this 3093-nucleotide messenger RNA. It is a transcript of the gene spin, whose product is annotated as protein spinster. Gene Ontology annotation, cellular component: membrane. The transcript has 10 exons. The record is from RefSeq and is a predicted model, not a curated record. Gene Ontology annotation, molecular function: transmembrane transporter activity. Gene Ontology annotation, biological process: transmembrane transport. Lineage: Eukaryota; Metazoa; Arthropoda; Insecta; Lepidoptera; Noctuidae. The coding region runs from base 312 to 1769 and encodes 485 amino acids.
CGACUCGCGGCGAAUGGUCAACUCAAAAAUAUUCACGUCACGAACGUUGAGUUGUCAUCACGGGUGUUCGUAACGUGAAAUCAUGAUUUGAGUUCCUUUAAUAAAAUAUUUUCUUCUACAGUAUUUUUAUAUAUUAAUAUUAUAUUCAGUUUAUUCUAAUUAGUAACAGUAUUACAGUUUAAAUUAAUGUGUUUAUUUAACCAAUUACUUUGGCGAUAGAAAAUUUGGAGUCCAAGAAAGUGAUAGUUUGUUACAUAGCUAGCUCAUACCUUACAGGAAAUCUUCGCUAGUGUUACAGUAGCGUAGGCAACAUGGACCAAAGUGGCAUAACCCCGAACACUUCGAAUCAGCAGCUUGUUAUAAACAGUGAUAAUGAAUCAGCCACUGCACUAUUGCAAGAGAAGCAGACCAGGAGAAGAGAAAAUCUAAGUGAAGUAUCGUUCGCCGAAUACAUGACUGUCGGAAUAUUGUGUUUCGUCAAUCUUAUCAACUAUAUGGACAGAUUCACCCUUGCUGGUGUGCUGAAUGAUGUCGAAGACGAGUUCAAUAUAGGCAAUGACAAAGCCGGGUUCCUUCAGACUGUGUUCGUGGUGGCGUACAUGGUGUUCGCGCCAAUAUUCGGGUACCUCGGAGAUAGGUACUCGCGGCGGUAUAUCAUGGCGUUUGGAGUGGGGCUAUGGAGUCUGACCACCCUAAUGGGAUCUUUCGUACACAACUUCGUUUUGUUCACUGCAUUUCGUGGGUUGGUGGGUAUUGGCGAGGCCUCAUACUCAACAAUCGCACCGACAAUCAUUAGCGAUCUCUUCGUGGGAAAUGUACGCUCUAAGAUGUUGGCUUUCUUCUACUUCGCCAUACCCGUUGGCAGUGGUCUUGGUUAUAUAGUGGGGUCUUUAGCGGGGGCAGCAGCUCAUGACUGGCGAUGGGGUCUUCGUAUCACCCCCUUCCUCGGCGCUGCGGCCGUCGUAUUGAUUCUUGCGGUACUCCAGGACCCUGCCCGGGGGCAGGCUGAGGACAGUCAGAUGAAACCAACCACUUACAGCCAGGAUAUCAAAGCACUUGUUAAGAAUCCUUCAUUCAUGCUGUCGACGCUCGCGUUUACAUGUGUAGCGUUUGUGACAGGCGCCCUCGCGUGGUGGGGACCUCAGUUCAUAUUCCUGGGCCUGAGCAUGCAACCUGAUGUCGAUGUUACUCUAGGCAGGGUGUCGCUAACGUUCGGCGUGAUCACGAUGGUCGCGGGGCUGCUGGGCGUGCCGCUGGGCGCGUGGCUGGGCGCGGCGCUGCUCAAGCGCUGGCCGCGCGCGCACCCCGUCAUCUGCGGGCUCGGCCUGCUCGUCUCCGCGCCCGCCAUGACCCUCGCGAUCCUCCUCACUGACGGCUACUUCUACGCGCCCUUCGUCCUUAUGUUUAUUGGCGAAGUCGCUUUGAAUCUCAACUGGUCAAUUAUAGCCGAUAUGUUGCUGUAUGUGGUGAUUCCGCCAAGACGGUCUACAGCUGAAGCUUUCCAAAUCUUAAUAUCACAUAUGUUUGGAGACGCUGGAAGCCCUUACAUAGUUGGAGUGAUAUCAGAAAGUUUGAAAAUAUCCUUAUCACCUGUACAUACUGAUGUGCCAAGCCAAAUUGUACAGUUCAAGUCUUUACAAUAUGCGCUGUUCGUGACGUGUUUCGUGGAAGUCAUUGGAGGCAUUUUCUUCCUGCUAACAGCAAUAUACAUUGUCAGAGACAAGUUAAGAGUCGAACGAGCUAUUGCUGUUUCUACAAAAGUAAUGUAGUAUCGUGGUAGAAGCAGAGGCGCAAUCAACGGAGCCAUCACACAUUCCAGCCCAAGACGGUGUCGGUGGAGGUGAAUAAACGCCACGAACGUUCAAGUUGGAUACAAUUACCUCUAUUAGUGAGAGCACUGUGAAAGGACACUUGGAAAAGAGAAAGUUGUUACAGUUAAAUAACUAUAAUAAUUGUAAUUCCUCGUCCUUACUGAAAAUACCUAUUGCUAAACUUAAAACCUUGUUCUAUUAAAAAAAUAUAUUUAAUUCCUAAGUCAUUUUCGAAUCGCUCGAUAUGCUUAAAGAGGAGUUAAAAUAAUUAUAGUAAUUUAAUUUUUAUAACACUUAUUAAAUAAGACUGAGUAAGGCAUAUUGCUAAAACGUGGGUUGGUUAUGUAAUAGUGGGAAAACGAAUGUGUGAUUGUAAGUAGUUAGAAACUAGGCAUCACAGUAGCUAUUGUUACUUAUUUGAUUAAGAAGCCAUGUGCCUGUUAAAAUAAAAAUUAAUGCAAUGCGUUCUUAGAUAUCUUGUAUCAAUAUAAAUAAAAUUGUAAAGUAUAUAUUACAGAAUCACUUAUAACCGUAACAAUAAUUCAUGUUGGGAUUAAUUCCUCAAGCAUGUUGUUAAAAAAUUGACGUAUUUAUUUCAUUGUUAAAGAUAAUUAAUUAAUGAUGCGAAAAUUUUGUGUAUUAAUUUAUUAUUUUGUUUACACAGUGUUCUAGAAUGGAAAUAUUCAUGCAGUUUAACAAUAAUUGUCGUUUGAAGUUCCUAUGUAUGUAGUACAUUCGAUGUAAUUUUGAAUAGUUGUCGAACAAUUUAUUGCACAUAAUAUACGGUUUGUUAUAAAACUGUCAUGGAAGUCUUUACUAGGCAUAGUCUAUUGUGUGUCAAUUUAACACUUUUAGAGGCCUGUACGGAAGUGCAUAAUUAUAAAACGACGUUUUUUUAUUUUGUUGAAGAGUUGUGGCACUUUGUCAGGCUCAUGAAUUACCGUACAGAUGUUUGAUUCUCUCCUAAUUAGCUACAAAUCAUGAAGGAUUGACGUUUCUCAACUGUUUAUAAGAUAUUGAAAUAAGUUAUUGUUUUGUGUUAGUUAAAUAAUGGAGCGAUUUAUGUGUAAUAUUUAAUUAAGGUAGUAAUGUUUAUUAUUGUUUCAAGCAUUUCUUUGUAGAAAGACAAAGUUAAACUGUAUUGAAUAUAGUAGAAGACUGAAUAAAUUUAAUUUUCGAAAUUUCUUUCAAAUAAUAUAAUAAUUACAAUAUCUUGUUUGUACAUAUAUGUGUACAUAGCAUCUCAUGGAAUUGAAAUAAAAAUAUAAUUUAUUUUCGAUAA